UCACAUUUAUUUCAAUCAGAUGUCUGCAAAAAGAGUGUGUCCUUUGGUCAGUAAAAAUAACAAAUAAAAGAAAUUAAAAAAAAAAAUCACAAAUAAUCCUUUUAUUCUGGAAAAAAAGUAAAAAAAAAAGGAAAAAAAAACAAUUUGUAAAGAAAAAAUGUAAUCCCAUUUUCUGAUUCAAAUUUUUCCUUUUCCUAACAAAGAACAUAUCCUUUUUGUUUGUGAUUGAUUUCUAUUAUAUUUCUGUUAAAUCAAAAAUAGUUGCGUUUUUGUUUUAUGUUGAUUGAAUGCAAAACUCUGUGUAUCUAUAAAAACAAUAAGACAAGUGCACAUUUUAAACGCGAAAAAUUAUUCUCGUCCUUUUUUUAGGAAAAAUUCAAAAGUUUCACCACAAAAACAACAACACAAAAAAAUCGAAAAGUGUCCUUUUUUUAAAUCAAAGUCAUACCAACUCGUAUCUAUUCUGUGUUUGAAUAAGGAUCUCUGAAAUCCAAAUCCUAGUGGUGCAUAGAAGUGCAACGAAGCAGCACUUUCGCAUAUGAAAUCAUAAGAGCCUAUGUGAUUUUAAUUUUGUAUUUUUUGUUUUACUUUUGUUGUUGUUUUAUUUUCCACACUAGGCAAGGGGUAGGAUGGUUUUCAUACCUAUUCAAGUUUUCCAACCAAAGCAAAAUCCACCCACUACCCACUUUAAGUGAGCGCUAGUCGUGACAACAAAAAAAAUACCUAUUUUAAAAAGGAUACCUCAACCAAACAACCAACCCUAACAUCGCACCAACACCACCCCUCCGCGGUCCGUGGUCCGUGGUCCGUCCUUAACACUCACCCCCUCCCAUCCCCCCUUAGGGGAAAAUUAUGCACAAAAACGCGAAGAGAGACACAAAACACAAAUUUAUAUUGGUACAAAGAGAGUGGAAAAAAGGAAAAUAAGAGCAAAUACACGGUAGUAUCCUUAAUGAAAAGCAACAUAACAACAACAACAAACAAACAUAUGUCCUUACAUAUCGAAAUAGAUAUAAGUAUAAAGGAGCAAAAGCCAGUCCAAAAGGCGCAUCCUUUUGUUGACAGACAAAAUCUCGGUACAUCUCUGAGAAAGGAUAACAACUUUACCAUCCUUUUGAGUUGUUAGUGGACAGCAGAAGCAGCAACGGCAACAUACCGUUCGUCGUCCUCGUCGUUGCCGUCGCGUCGUUGUGUUUGUUUGUUCUUUAGAAAAAUAUAUAAAAUAAAAAGAGAGUGUUGGCCAAGCCAGGACACUAUGUGUGAUUUUUUUUUUGAAACAAAAGGAAACCGAUUUUCAUAAAACGAACCUUGUUUUUAGUCCUUUUUUUGGGGAUUACCAAGCUUAAGAAAUAGUCAAAUAUUUUUGUGAUAAUUUUUCAAUCCGUCUUCAAAAACAACACAAACAAUUAGAUCUGUUUGCGAAAACACCAGACACAGACAGUGUGUUGUGUAGUGCAGUUUCUCUUCUCUUCUUUUUUUUCUGUGUCUGCACUGGUGUUUGCAUCCCAUUAAGGAUAUAACAAGGAUACACAAUAAACGCAAGCAAUGCAUUUCUGGAUCGAUAAGCGUUCCCAGACCUACGGUUUCGGUCGUGCUCGAGUAGCUGCAUCCUUAUCCGGGGCAGGUGGAAAUGGUUUAGGAUUUCCCCAUCCGCCACGUCGAAUGGGUGGUAAGACGUCCUUAAUGCCAACAAUACAUCGUUUACCGCCAUCGUCGUCGUCGUCGCAACAACAACAGCAUUCCCAUAGUCACGGCCAUCAGCAACAACAACAGCAGCACCAACAGCACUUGCAACACCAGCAACAACAACAUCAGCAACACCAGCAACAGCAACAACAACAAUCGACUACAAUAGACUGCCAUAGAUCGCAUAGUAUAGCUAACAACAAUAAUAAUAAUAACAAUGCGCAUAACAGUUAUUACAGCCAUAAUAGUAAUAACAAUCACCACUCGAAUAACAGUAACAACAAUAGCGCUAGCAACAAUAGUGUUGCCAGCAACAAUAAUAAUUUUAGUAAUAACAGCAGCAGUGGCGCCAGCAGCGGGACCAUAGUGCACUACUCUUCGAACAGACAAAGUCGGGGUUGUCGCAGCAGCAGCAUCAAUAGCGCCACAUUGAGCAAUAACAAUCAUCAUGACCCAACCACGACUCUGACCACAACUACCACCCGCAGUUACCAUCAUCAUCCGCAGUUUGGCAACAUGAGCAUCCGUCAUUACCAGACGCAGCACUCGUCGUCUACAACUGGCAGUGGCGCUGGCGAUCAUGGCAGUUCGUAUGCCACGCGAGUGCAUCACCACCAGCACCAUCACCACAAUUCGACGCAUAGAUCGCACUCGUCAGCGCCAUCUGGUGCGUCGGUGACGUCGGUAGCACUGCCACCUAUUUAUGUAAGCCCAUCGCAUGCUCAAAAUCUAGAACAAGGCCCCAUGGGCAUGGGACCCAUUCCAACAGUACGUCUUCACCAUUCCAACACAACCGGAACGGUAACAACCACCACCACCGCUAGUAAUCCAAUUUUAGACUCAGCUGACGCUCAAGUUCUGCCAUCGCACUUGAAAUUCGGUAUGUGGGCCACAUUAAUUCUGGCCUCCGUCUUUGUUGCCGGUGUCAAAUUAUACGCCGAUCACCAAGGAACCGGCCUGGAAGUUCUCAUCUUUGCUGCAUUCUCUGCCACAUUCUUUUUGGCCGCAUGCACUGUGUCCCUUUGCCGUUUGCCAAGCAAUUUAGCUGCAUCCCCAUCGCUUAGCAUUGACGAUUCAAGUAGUCGUGGCCUAUUGACUCAGCAGAAUAACCAAUUGAAUCUGCACUAUCAACCAGCUCAGCAUCAGCACCAGCCACCGCCAGCGCAGUCGCAGGAGAAUUUGGAAUUAACGCCAACUGGAGCUCCGCCGCCAUACCAUAUUGCUAUUUUACUGCCAGAAAAUGGAAAGGAGUUGCAACAAUUCAAAGACGAAUCACCACCUCCUUCGUAUGAUAAGAUUGUUAUUUAAUAGGACCAGCCAAAUAAGCUGCUGUAGAAGAGGAAAGAGAAGAUUCAGAGAACGGGAAGGAUGGAUUGAUCCUGUUUCUGCAUCUGCAUCUACAGCGGUGUUGCGUCGAAAACAUAAGGACAGGUAGCCAAAGACAAAGUGAUUUUAAAAGAGAUAUUUGAUCUCUAUAAAUGACACCUUGUUUACACGUUGAGUCUUAACAACCGAACACCACGAUAUUGAUCGAGUCCUUGAAAAUCGUAUCGUUGAGUUAAGAUGCAACGUGUAAACAAGCUGUCCGAGUAAGUUUAAGUUCUAACUUGGUUAGUAGCAUGUAAGUAGGAAAUAUUUGGUAGUUCGUUGGAAGCAAUUUUUUUGGGACUUUUUAAAACAACGAAAAAUAUGGAAUCGAUAUUUUUUAAGGGGCAACAAAAAAAUUCGAAUGUGCUUAAAGUUGCCGUCAAGUUAAUUUAAUUUAUAAUUGAACAAGAUUCAUGUUGAUAGAGGGUGUUGGUUGAGAUUGAUUUAUUUUUAAAAUUUCAACUUUGAGCGUUUUUUAAACCUUUUUCCGUUCCUGACAUUUACUGCUUCAUUUUCCAUAAAUCAAAUUUGUAUUUGCUAUAAUCUUAAAACUGCUUUGAAAUGUCACUGUCAGUUUUAAAUACCAAUAGAAAAGAUAGUCUUAGAUAAUGGGCAGGUUCAGGCAACACAAGGGACGUCAACUUAAUUCUUUAAACUUACAUUCAAAACAACUAGCUAGUUUUUCAAGUGCCAUGAAUUUCAAAUUCCAAACUUUAAUUCGCAAACCUUUACUUUAAGUUCAUAGUACAAAAAGUACCAAUAAAAUUACUGUCGUGUCUACUAAACAUUCCUCAGGAAAUCUACAAAUCCACUACGAUUUUUAUUUUGACAAGUUGACACGAAACCCUUUUACAAAAAGUAUUUGAUGAAGUUUUGCAGAAAACAAAUAAAUCGUAGAGUAAUAAAGUUCAGCUUUCAGUUGAAUGAAAAAACAUGAUCAUCUGUCAUUUUGACAUGAGUAAAAUUCACUUGAUAGUUAGGGAGAUUUGCCAUGACUAACUUUCCAGUCAACUUUUCAACAAAGUUGCCCUAUUUGGAAGUCAAUUUUUUGGCAGCUCGCCAAUUAGAUGCUAGAAACUUGCCUUACUUUCAAGUCCCAUAUGUCGCCUGAACUUGCCCAAUAUAAGGGACUUCAUUUGAAGUCAAUUUCAGCCUUUGAACGUAAAUUUUGACCAAAAUGUCAAACUUUUCAACCUCAGAACUUUACUUCACUAACGUCUAUGAACCUUAAGUUGAACGUGCUACAAAACACUUCUUAGGCAAGCUACAAGUCUACCACGACAAGUUGACAGGAAACCCUUUUACAAAAAGUAUUAAAUGAAGUUGUGCAGAAAACAAAUAAAUCAUAGAGUAAUAAAGUUCAGCUUUCAGUUGAAUGAAAAACAUGAUCACCUGUCAUUUUGACAUGAGUAAAAUUCACAUGAUAGUUAGGGAAAUUUGUCUUGACUAACUUUCCAGUCAACUUUCCAACAAUAUUGCCAUAUUUGGAAGUCUGGAAGUUUGGAAGGGACUUCAUUUGUAGUCAAUUUCAGCCUUAGAAAGUACAUUUUGACCAAAAUGUCAAACUUUUCAACCUCGGAACUUUACUUCACUAACGUCUAUGAACCUUUAGUUGAUCGUGCUACAAAACACUUCGUAUGCAAGCUACAAGUCUAUCACUAUUUAAAUUUUGUAUUGUAACGAAAUAUUACUUAUUUCUUUUCCAAUUUGACAGUUAACUCUUUUACCCAAAACAUAACAUGGAAUUGUGCAAUAAAUAAAUAAAUUACAGAGUAAUAAAGUUCAGCUUUCAGUUAAAUGAAAGAAUAUGAUCCUCUGUCAUUUUGACAUAAGUGGGCUUGACUUUCCAGUCAAAAUAAAGGCAAUUUUUGACAGUCAGAACCUGCCCAAAGUUGCUUUAAUUUAAUGUCAAUUUUUUGACACCUGGCCAAUCAGAUGCUAGAAACCU
Messenger RNA from Eupeodes corollae, 5002 nucleotides. RefSeq names its product probable serine/threonine-protein kinase DDB_G0282963. Bases 1546 to 2994 code for a protein of 482 amino acids. Lineage: Eukaryota; Metazoa; Arthropoda; Insecta; Diptera; Syrphidae. The record is from RefSeq and is a predicted model, not a curated record. The transcript has 3 exons.